GAGCUGGCGAUGGCAGGAACGCUUCCAGGACGUCUCUGAAACCUUCCCAUGUUGGUGAAACUGCUCGAGAUAUCUCACGCAUGCGGUUGAGUUUGUGUUGUGGAGAGAUUGAAGCGCACAGCAGAAGGGUCUGAGACACCUGUCAGUGACAGCGAGCAUGAAGGAGAAGUCGAAGAACGCGGCGCGGACGCGGCGGGAGAAGGAGAACAGCGAGUUCUAUGAGCUGGCCAAACUGCUGCCUCUGCCCUCGGCCAUCACCUCACAGCUGGACAAAGCCUCCAUCAUCAGACUCACCACCAGCUACCUGAAGAUGAGGAUCGUCUUCCCAGAAGGUCUCGGGGAGUCUUGGGGCCAUGUGAGUCGAGCGAGUUCUCUUGACAAUGUGGGCCGAGAGUUAGGAUCACAUCUGCUUCAGACUUUGGAUGGCUUCAUUUUUGUGGUAGCUCCUGAUGGAAAAAUCAUGUACAUUUCUGAAACUGCAUCAGUGCAUUUAGGGUUGUCACAGGUAGAGCUGACGGGGAACAGCAUUUAUGAAUACAUCCACCCCGCAGACCACGACGAGAUGACCGCAGUCCUGACGGCUCACCAGCCGUAUCAUUCACACUUUGCGGAGCUCACUGGCUACGAGCCGCAAGACUUAAUAGAGAAGACACUUUAUCACCACGUCCACAGCUGUGACACUUUCCAUCUCCGCUGCGCGCACCACUUGUUGCUGGUAAAAGGACAAGUCACCACCAAAUACUACCGAUUCCUGGCUAAGCAGGGUGGGUGGGUGUGGGUACAGAGUUAUGCUACUAUCGUACACAACAGCAGAUCGUCCAGACCACACUGCAUCGUCAGCGUCAACUACGUCCUCACGGACACGGAGUACAAAGGACUACAGUUGUCCUUAGAUCAGGUGACGUCCGCUAAACCCUCGUUCACCUACAACAGCCCCUCUAACCCCAUCAGUGAGAACAGAAGAGUUGGCAAAAGCAGAGUCUCCCGUACCAAGACCAAAACAAGACUCUCUCCCUAUUCACAGUAUCCGAGUUUCCCCACAGAUCGCUCAGAGUCAGAUCAGGAUAGCCCGUGGGGAGGAAGCCCACUCACUGACUCUGCAUCUCCUCAGCUUCUGGAGCAGUGUGAAGGCAUAGACUCCUCAUGCGUGUACCGGCAAUUCACGGAACCACGCCCGCUGUGCUACAGCCUACCGCUGACAGAUGACCAUCAUACCUCCAGUGACCUCUACGGCCACACUCACUCCGAGUCCUGUGAGAGUGGUCGCUGUAAGGCUGGCCGAUACUUCCUUGGCACCCCUCAGCCUGGACGAGAGGCAUGGUGGGGUGCAGCCCGCUCUGUUCUCCCAUUGCCCAAGUCUUCGUCCGAGAACGGGGACAGUUUUGAAGGUGUGAUGCCCCACAUCACCUCUAUCCAUAGCCUGCAAGAAGCGACUGCUUGUGACAUUGAUGCUUUGCCAUUUUACCUUGGUGGGCUGUCUGUUUGCAAGAUCUCGGACUGUUAUACCCUGCCUGGCAUGCGAUAG
Sinocyclocheilus grahami is the source of this 1525-nucleotide messenger RNA. RefSeq names its product single-minded homolog 1-A-like. Gene Ontology annotation, cellular component: nucleus; cytoplasm; transcription regulator complex. Gene Ontology annotation, biological process: regulation of transcription by RNA polymerase II. Gene Ontology annotation, molecular function: protein dimerization activity; RNA polymerase II transcription regulatory region sequence-specific DNA binding; DNA-binding transcription factor activity, RNA polymerase II-specific. The transcript is spliced from 9 exons. Bases 158 to 1525 code for a protein of 455 amino acids. Lineage: Eukaryota; Metazoa; Chordata; Actinopteri; Cypriniformes; Cyprinidae. The record is from RefSeq and is a predicted model, not a curated record.